Molecule: messenger RNA, 1272 nt
Organism: Oncorhynchus gorbuscha (pink salmon)
Lineage: Eukaryota; Metazoa; Chordata; Actinopteri; Salmoniformes; Salmonidae
Gene: syce2
Product: synaptonemal complex central element protein 2
Exons: 4
Coding region: 522-1103 (193 amino acids)
Biological process (GO): synaptonemal complex assembly
Cellular component (GO): central element
Source: RefSeq, a predicted model, not a curated record
UUAUUUUCAAUAAUAUGCAUUCAAUCAUUCAAAAUGCGUGUCGGUGCAUGAUACAGUAUUGUUCGGAGUCGAAGUUGAAAAAUGGACCAGUUCACUGCACGUGUCCCCCAGAACCCGUUUUUCGCGCGCAAUUUUCGAGGUGGCCAGACAGUUCUGACGAAAACUUUUAUGACACAGUCCAACUGAAUAUUAUUUUUGGGGGGUAAGUAGCCAGCAACAGUAUUUUGUUGUUUCCAAUGAAGUUUCUCUAAAUAUUCCUAAUAUUUUGGUUACCACAUGAGUUACCCUUGACAACUCGAGACUGGAUAACUUAUUUGGUUUUGUCAUGAUCAGAUCAGACUGAGGGGUUAGCUUUAUGCCUAGCUAGGCUAGCUGGCCAGCAUAGCCCAAUGUAACUAUUAACGUUAAAGUAGUUGAGUCAGAGAAGGUUAGAAAGUGGUUUUGGUUGAGUUCUUACAGAAUUAGCUAACUUCCAUACCGGUUGCAUUUAUUUUUCCUAUGCAACAUUUUGCUCAUAGAAAAUGUCCCAGCUCUUCUUUGGAAAGCCAGCCCCUACCUUUCAGUCUACACCAAAACCGGGUCAUCAUCCCUCAUCACCCAAGGACCCUGAACAAGGACAUGGGCCAGACCAGGACAUCCCUGAUGAGACAUUUUCAUUUGUGACACUGGAGGAAAGCCAUGGACAGCAAAGUGAGGACUCCGGCAUCGACAUUUCAAACAUCUCCAAUAGACGUAACGUACACAACAGUACUUCCAGUCAGCUCCCAGGUGAGGAGACUACGACUGUUCUCAGUUCAACGAUAGAGGAGAUAGGGAAGAAGGCCCAGGAUCUGAUAGAGAGAAUAAACCAGAGCCGAGCCAUGGACCAGGAAAUCAUGACCACCUUCGAGAACAAGUUAAUGAAUAAGGUGAGUGAGGUGUGCCAGCAGGUGAAGGAGCAGAUGUUCAGCAGCUAUGAGGAGCAUGGCCGUGGGAUGGAGGCCAAUUUGCAAGAGCUGUCUGAGGUGCUGGAGAGGAGCAGUCAGCUCAGUAUGGAGCUGCAGGGAGCCAGUCAGACCUUAUCAGCCAUCAACAACAGCCUGCAACAGACAGCUGAGAACUGACAUCUACCCAGCCGUUAAUUUAUUUCAACUGCCUUACAGCAUCCCGACUUCUGGGAGGUCUAGAAUAAUUAAAGCAAUGCCUUAUUUGACUGUGGUAUAUGUCUAAAAGGAUAUAAAACAGUGGUUGUAAACUGAGGUGUUGGAAGAAGCUUUUGUUUAUUAAAUUAUU